UUUUGUAACUAAAAUGAGCGGAGCGCAGCGGCGGCGGCGGCAAUAAGCUUAUUGCAAUUGACAGCGUCUGCAGUUCAUUUCAAGAUGGCCGCUUGGCUCACAUUCAUUUUCUGCUGAACGACUUUUAACUUUCAUUGUCUUUUUUGGCCGCCCCGAUCGUCACCCACCGGCUCCCUUUAUCCGGAGCCGCCCCCUCGCCACGCCAAAAUGCACCGAACGACCCGCAUCAAAAUAACCGAGCUAAACCCCCACCUCAUGUGCGUGCUCUGCGGCGGGUACUUCAUUGAUGCCACAACCAUCAUAGAGUGCCUCCACUCCUUCUGUAAGACCUGUAUCGUGCGGUACUUGGAGACCAGCAAGUAUUGUCCCAUCUGCGAUGUCCAAGUUCACAAAACUCGGCCGCUUUUGAAUAUCAGGUCAGAUAAAACUCUCCAAGAUAUUGUAUACAAGCUAGUACCAGGCCUUUUCAAAAAUGAAAUGAAAAGAAGAAGGGAUUUUUAUGCUGCUCAUCCGUCGGCUGAUGCUGCCAAUGGCUCUAAUGAAGACAGGGGAGAAGUGGCUGACGAAGACAAAAGAAUUAUAACAGACGACGAGAUAAUAAGCUUAUCCAUUGAAUUCUUUGACCAGAAUAGACUGGAACGAAAAGGAAAUAAGGAGAAAGAAAAAUCAAAGGAAGAGGUGAAUGACAAAAGAUACUUGCGCUGCCCAGCAGCGAUGACAGUGAUGCAUCUAAGAAAGUUCCUGAGGAGUAAAAUGGACAUACCUAAUACUUUCCAGAUCGAUGUGAUGUACGAAGAGGAGCCCCUGAAGGACUACUACACCCUCAUGGACAUUGCCUACAUCUACACCUGGAGGCGGAACGGGCCUCUCCCCCUCAAAUACCGGGUGCGACCUACCUGCAAGAGGAUGAAGAUCAGUCACCAGAGGGAAGGCUUGAAUAACAGCGGGGAGCUGGAAAGUGACUCUGGGAGCGACAAGGCCAGCAGCCCGGCGGGAGGCGUCCCCUCCACCUCCUCCUGUUUGCCCAGCCCCAGCACGCCCGUCCAGUCUCCUCACCCCCAGUUCCCCCACAUCUCCAGCACCAUGAACGGCACCACCAGCAGCCCCAGCAGUAACCACCAGUCCUCCUUCACCAACAGAGCGCGGAAAACCUCCAUAAACGGCUCCUCGGCCACUUCGUCUGGUUGACGGGGGGGGGGCCAAGCAGGCUGCCACCCCCGCCCCUCCUUUAUAUAGGUCUCUCCAUGCCAUUACAGCUUUAUAGAUGCUAAUCCAUGUGACUAUCGUCCCAAUCGCUUUCUUUUGUAGUGACACUGAACUUGGCUAUGAAAGGCGGGCUGGGUGACAUCGUUCAGGAUGGACGUUAACGGAAAAACGCGAGAUUGAAAUGUAAAAUGGGUUUUCAGAGGACCGGGGAAAGCAAACAAGAGUCACACCUUCACCUGUUCCCAGUGAUGCGGAGUUUGUUUCCGUCCCCAUCAGCCGGACCCGGGAGCCUCCAAAAAUCGAGUGGAAUCCCGGGCAGUAGUUUGUUAAUCCAGACUAACUCCUCCAUUUGCGUUCUCUACGAUUGUUAUUGUUCUUAUGCUGUUUCGUGAACCUGUAGAAAGCAAGUGCUUUUUUUUUUUUCAUCUUGAAAUCCAACAGAACGGAAAGAAUAUGCAUAGAAUAAUGCAUAUAUGUAGCCAUGUCACUGUGAAUAACGAUUUUUUGCGUAUUAGCCAUUUUGAUUCUUAUGUUGCAUCUUUUACUUCUCUGUUGCUGUGCAGAACCGAUCAAAAGAAAAGUAAACUUCAGUUUUACAAUCUGUAUGCCUAAAAGCGGGUAUUACCGUUUUAUUUACUGACUUGUUUAAAUGAUUCGCUUUUGUAAGAAUCAGAUGGCAUUAUGCUUAUUGUACAAUGCCAUAUUGGUAUAUGACAUAACAGGAAACAGUAUUGUAUGAUAUAUUUAUAAAUACUAUAAAGAAAAUAUUGUGUUUCAUGCACUCAUGAUAUGGUUGUUAAAUUUCUAAACUGGUUCGACCCUUGCAGAUGCCGCCUGUUUGAGCUUUGCUCAUACUGCAAGAAACACUUUGCGUGUGAGAGCUACAGUAUUGGGGAAGCACAUUCGAGUCUCUGAUAACCUGGAGGCAAUUGGCAAUCUUAAAAGGAUUUUACUGGCUUUGUCUUUUUUUUUUUUUUUUCCUAAGUGAUAUAUUUUUACUUUACCAAAAUGUUGAAGUGAUGCA
Calidris pugnax (ruff) is the source of this 2230-nucleotide messenger RNA. Its product is annotated as polycomb complex protein BMI-1. Gene Ontology annotation, biological process: negative regulation of transcription by RNA polymerase II. Gene Ontology annotation, molecular function: promoter-specific chromatin binding. The coding region runs from base 208 to 1188 and encodes 326 amino acids. The record is from RefSeq and is a predicted model, not a curated record. The transcript has 10 exons. Gene Ontology annotation, cellular component: PRC1 complex. Lineage: Eukaryota; Metazoa; Chordata; Aves; Charadriiformes; Scolopacidae.